Marasmius oreades (fairy-ring Marasmius) is the source of this 3074-nucleotide messenger RNA. RefSeq lists its product as uncharacterized. The transcript is spliced from 4 exons. The record is from RefSeq and is a predicted model, not a curated record. Lineage: Eukaryota; Fungi; Basidiomycota; Agaricomycetes; Agaricales; Marasmiaceae. Gene Ontology annotation, molecular function: protein binding. Bases 957 to 3011 code for a protein of 684 amino acids.
AAUUACUCGACAUCAUCGCCGAUAUGACUACCAUAGCUAUGGACAGGCGUCCUGCCUCUACUUUUUCUACCCAGUUGGCCCAUAUUGCAGUCAACAAUAUCCAACUUUAUCGACCCCCCUCCUCCCAUGACUUGAGACGGAUAAGGCCUUCAGGGAUUCCUCCCCGCUUUUGACACCUUUCAGGGUUACUCGGUUCACUGUUUGGAACACGUUUUAAAAAGUAUAAAAUGCACCUAAACGCAGGGUGAUCCAUCACUCUCACCCCGUCACUCUCCGUACACGUUGAUCCAAGAAUAUGGUGUCAGGAUAUCGAUUCGCCGGAGACAUACCUUGGAAUGAUUUGUCUCAACAUAUCUCCUUGGGAAAUAUUCAACAGGACGGCCUUCAUUUUGCUAUACAAACUCCUGUUGAUUUAGUCGAGAGAAGGAGCGCUAUACUUCGUGUCGUGAACGCAGUCGUUCGUUCCAUUGAGAGUCGGCUGGAAGAAAAGUCGACGCUUAUCCCUCGUCCUGAUGCAUCCCAAAGAGAACUGCGCUUUGCUGGGGUCGUGGUGGAUGGUGAUCUUUUCCCGCCUGACAUCGUUAAACAUCCAAAAACGAUGAGGCAUCCCCCACGCCUGCCGAUCAAUCGAAUCGAUAGCUGGAAUUCUGCUACUUUCGCUAGUUUGGCUCAUAUUGGAGUUGUCUUACACGCACUGUCUACGCCCGACGAUCCGUUCACUCAUCUACCCGUUCUGGCCCAUCUCGCACAACGUCCUCGGACGCGGUUUCUUGCUGCUCAGCUUGCUAGUUUCGGGAAAAUAGGCGGUUCGUAUCUGUUUUAACAAUCCUCCGGGCCAAGCUUGGUCUGUGAUCGAAGAGUAUAUUCGGCUCACAAGCCGUCAGUACAUAUUCCUCAACAUCCUCCUUGCGUUAGACCAGCAUGGGGACUGCUUUGAGAACGAUAGAGUGCGCAAAAUGGCAUGCUUCCCUCACACCUCAGGAACAUUCUCUAUCGGGGGUUACCUUCCACUCAACGUCCACUCGCACUCGGAACCUCUCGCUAUAAAAGUUUCCAAUAAAUGGUUCCCAUUGGAUGGCGACAAGCUACACAACUACUUCUGGAGUCUCACUCACGAGGAUAACACAAGGCGGGAGUGCGUGCCUGCUUGGAGAGAACAAUACAUUCAGCGGUGCUUCGACGUGAUGGCUGUUUGGUAUGCACUCUCUAAGGAAGCUUCGAAAACAUAUGAUGCCCUCCAAUCGCAGAAAUCAGACCAUACCUUCAAUAUCAUGAGUCUUUUUGAGAUGGUGUUGGAUGCUUUUACAAGUCUAGGAGAUGCCUUCCAUAUUCAAAGGGGGCCUCUUGACGAUUUCAGCCGCCAGUACUAUGCAGCCACCGUUCGUGAGGUAGAGGCCUUAGAAGAGGUGGCUCCCGUGACUGCUGCGUUCCCAAUUUCUAUUCCUGUGCCUGUCAAAGGGUUCCUCGACCUUCCCCCCGAACUUCAUUUUCAAAUUGUUAGCUACCUCCCGCUUCACGACCUCAUCUCUCUUUCGAUGGUUUGUCGUGCCAUUCGCCCUCAGUGCGUCGUGUCGAUAUUUCGAGACCCGUUAUCCGUUUUGGGCGAAUUGUCGACGGGUAGCUUUGACUACAAGAUUUAUCGUCGUUUUCAGUCGAUGUUGGAAGCCCGACCCCACCUUCUCCAUCAUGUCCGUCGUUAUACGGGCUAUUACAACUUUUUGCCGCUCGAUCCUAUUACGAGUUCCGGUCGAUAUAACGAAAUGCGUCUCGCAAAAGGGGUCGACAUUAGAUCCCCAUUAGCUAGCCAGCUAUCUUACUUGCGCUGGGCCGAGCUCAACCUGUGGAAUCUGGAAUACUGGAGGCAAGACCCUGACAAGGCAAUUCACCAUGCUUUGCAGCUCGCACAGAAGUGCUGGCCAGAUCUACAAAGUUUGGAACUGAAGAUCUACCAGGAGUGCCAGUCGAUAUCCCCAAUUGCCGACCAUAAUACCAGUGAACUUGCAGGGGACUGCGGCAAAGUUGGUUGCUUUUGUGGACCCCCAAAUUGGCGUCUGCGUCAACUGAGUAUCACAGCUCAUGCCUACAGAGAUUUGUUAGGUAUCCAACUUGUAACACUUCCUCCCGUUCCUUUGUCGUCACUUCUACAGGGCUGUGCGGCGACCUUGACACGUCUCAAACUCGACCUACCAGCCGCGGCCUUUGGGGAUAUACGUAGCAUCCCGGACUUGUUCUGCCUUUCCUAUCUCUCCCUCCCUUCUAAUCUAUCCGCACCAGAUAUCGAUAUAUUUCUUCCGCACUGUCCCAACCUAUCCUCCCUCGAGUUUGGCCCAUGGGAUUGGUCCGAGGCAAUUUUAGAUACCCGUCUUGACCUCUUCGGUUGUUCGAAUCUCGAGAUACUGCAUCUCCAUCGUACUCCGUAUACGAUCAGUCGUCUUCCUGAAUCGAUGCGAACCGUCAACGCCGAGAUGCACAGCCUUCUUCCCCUCAAGCUUGAGGUACACAAUCCAGUUCAGGCCUCGGUCUUCGCGCUCAGACUAACGCUCGAGUUGGAUACUCGAUCCCGGACCAUUGGGGCGUUGCUUGAUCUCCUUGCACCCCUUUCGAAAGAAUAUCCGAAGUUGUCCCUUCUUGAGUUAAAGAUGCAAGGUUUUUAUCAUGGAACCGAUGAUCAAUUGGUUAGAAUUGCGAAGUGUGCUUCAGACCAGUUCCCGCUUCUGCAGACGUUAAUUUUGAAUUGGAGAGAGUUCGAGAACAACCCUAGGCGUAUUGACUUUCCUGCUGCAGACAGCGGGCAGGAAGAAAGGGAAAGGCGGAUCGUUCAAUGGAUGUUUAGCGAGUGUGGGAGUCUCAACGUUGUUGCACUUACUGGGGUGCCACCGCUGGUUCAAGAUAAUCCAUAUGUUCAUCCACGGAUGGUGUGGGCGAAGACCGUGGAUGAAGAGGGGAACGUGAACGCCGUGAGAACGGGAAGAACGGCGAUACGAUGGGUUGACGAGACGAAUGUGCUUUGAAGGCAUUAAGUUUUAUUUACUGUGUUUCCAACAAUCGUAUACUAAAUUGAACGAAUGGUCCGU